AUGCCUGUCUUCUUUGCCUCAAAUCUAAGCCUGGCUGUCUUGAACCAUUAAUGAAAAAUAAAAUCACUAUGCUACUCUUACCACUUCCCUGCUGCUAGUUUUGGAUGUUACUUUUCAGCCCUUGGCAUGGUGCAUGUAAUUUGAAAAUCUUUGUACACAGUGCUUGUUUUCUGGGGAAAGAAUUUUAAAAAUGCCACAAAACUUUAAAAGCUGAUUGGUUGCCUUCAAAUGUUUUCCUUCUUUUCCUGAAAGUGUCUCAAAUCUGCGGUUGUUGAAAUGCACAUAAGCUUGGCACAGUCUCUGUGGCUGCCAAAUGUGUGAGCCAGUUGGAUCUCAAGGAAAUGUAACUUAUUGCAAUCAGUCCCGGGGAGUCUUUUUGUUCCACAAGAAACAAACAUGUUUUGCUUCUUCCAAUGCGAUGACUCAGCAGCUACAGGAUGAAUUUGACAGUAGCGUGGAGAAUGCAGAAGCUUGGAUGAAGGCCAUCCAAGAGAGACUGAGGAUCAAUGACAACACCAAAGGACCUCGAUCUGCCCUAGAAGCCAGACUGAGAGAGACUGAGAAAAUACGUGCACUGGAACCAGAAGGCAGCUUGAAAAUGGAGUUGGUUCUUGUGAAGGCAGAUGCUGCUCUUCGCAGCAUCGGUGAGGAUAAGAAGCAUGAGGUACUCUCUAAACUAAAAGACAUUAAAGCCUUGUGGGAAGAGACAGCCAUAUACAUUACUCAUUGUCACAGCCGCAUUGAGUGGGUCUGGCUGCACUGGAGUGAGUACCUGAAAGCCCAAGAUGAGUUUUACACAUGGAUUCACAAUAUGAGGGUGACCUUGGAGCCUGACAUUGAGUUGCAGCUUGGCUUAAAGGAGAAGCAGUGGCAGCUGGGCCAUGCUCAGGUUUUGCAGAAUGAUGUCCUAAAUCAGUCAGUCCUGCUGGAAAGGCUGCUGGAUGAAGCUGCUUCAUUGUUCAGCAGGAUAGGUGACCCCAGCGUUGAUGAGGAUGCUCAGAAGAAAAUGAAUGUGGAAUAUGAAGGAAUCAGACAAGAAGCUCAGAACAGAGUGAAACUGCUUGAAAUGAUAACCAAGGAACAUGAGCAGUACAGCGCUAAUGUCAACCAGUUUCAAUCGUGGCUGAAUGGUGUCACAGAGAGAUUAAACUGCUGCAUUGGAGAAGCAACCAAGUCUUCAGCAGAGGACAAGCUAAAGGCACUGAAGGAAAUUUCCAAAGACAUUAGGAGUGGUGGAAAGAAGUGGAAGCACCUUGAAAAUCAGUGUGCAGAGGUGAUUCAGAAUACCUCUCCACUUGGAGCUGCAAGAUUGAAAGAUGAACUUGAAGAGCUAAGAAAAGCCUUGGAGAAGUUGAAACUGCUGAGCAGUGAGGAGGAGGAGAGAUUGCUCAAGAUCCAACAGUCUGAAAGUGCCUAUGAGUCCCAAGCUAGACAAUUAGAAGCAGACAUCCAGAAGCUGAGAAAAGAUCUACAGAGACUAGAAAAUGACCUGGAUCCUGGGGAAGGGGAAAAGACUGAAGAUGAGUUUGUAACUCUGUGGAGAAAAUGCAAUGCAACCAAAGCAGCUCUGGCUGCAGAAGAGUCAAAGAUUGAGAGGCUGAAGGCCCAGCUUAAGGAGCUGCUACGGUUUUCCCAAGAUGUCCAGCCACACACUGAGAGUGUUGUCUCUGCAAUACACCAGUAUCAAAGUGUGAGAGGCAAGACUUCUAAAAUGAGCACUGAUACAGAAACCCAACUGAAGAGAAUCUUCCAAAAUCCCCUGCAAAGUUUUGAACAGUGGAAGCCAUCGGUCCAGAUGCUCCUGGAGACUCCGGAGCCAGAACUGGCUCACAUCGAGGCUGCUCUAGCUGAAAGCUCCCAGUUCAAAGAGAUGUUGAUGAUGUUACAGCUGAAGAAAGAUUUGCUAAACAAUGUCCUUGGUGAGGAAAAAGCAGAGUCUUUCCUUCAAGAAGCAGCUGAAGCUUCAAAGGAGAGAGAAGUUCUCCACAAAAGUCUGCUGCAAAGCAAGAGCAAACUCCAGAAUUUGAUAUUGCAACAUAAGAACUUUGAUGCUGGUUUUGCACCACUGCAGAAGAAAUUAUCUGCCAUCAAAGCCAAAUUAGAUCUAGAGAAGGAGCCACGGCCUGAUCUCUUGGGUAAAAAGACACAACUCCAGAGACUCCAGAUGAUCCAAGAUGACUUGGCAGAGCUUGCAAUUCACAUGGAGGAGGUAGAGAAGCUUGUUCAGUCAAAUACCACACACAGGCAUGAAAUGAACCAACUUUCAUCUGACUCUCAGGCCCUGAAGAGUUCACUGGAGAUGAUGAUACAGCAGAGUGAAGACCACGUUCAGAAGCACUGGGCAUAUAAUGACAAACUGUCUGACCUCCAGCAGUGGAUCUCAGUAACCAGGGAGAAGAUUGACUCCUACCAGGAUGCUGAUGGAGAGCAGAACACUGAGGGCAGGCUGGAAGACCUGGAGAGAUGGCUAGCUGAGUUUCCAGAUAAGGAGAUCCAACUGCACCUUGUGGAAGCUCAUGGCCAGCUGGUCAUGGAGAAUUCUUCUCCAGAAGAGACUGCCCAUGUCCAGGCAGAGCUGGAUCAGCUGAAGGAGUCAUGGAAGUCACUGAAGGAGAUGGCAACUAGCCUCCUCAAAAAGUGGCAGUUAAAUAGACCAGUGGCUGAUAAGAAGAAGAAAAGAGCAUUUGUGGACAGCAGAUGGAUGUCUAGACCUGCUUUCCGCCUUUUUGAUGUAGAGCCCAACCAUAAGCAGGAGAAGAUGAAAGAAGGGCAAAGUACAAGCAGCCACUUGAAGCUCCUACAUGACUUUGAAGAGUGGCUACAAGGAGAAAACACCAAACUGACCAAAGUUCUUGCUGGGACUCCAUCUUCCACAGAGGAAAUUAAGGCACACCAGAGCAAACUUGAGGAGCUGCAGUCUCAUGUGCCUGAUGGUCAGCGUCUCUUUGAGGACCUCCUUCAUCUUCAUCCUGUCAUUGGUAACUCUGAGGAGCUGGAGGACCUGCGCUACCGAUGGAUGCUCUACAAAUCUAAACUGAGAGAGUCCAUGAGUUCUCCGAGUGCUGGAUCUUUGGAGGAACCAGACAGAUUCAGAAAGAAGCGCUCUGGGGGCGUGUGCUCAUACCUGCACCGCGUGUGCCGGGCAGCACUGCCACUGCAACUGCUCCUCUUGCUCCUGCUGCUCCUGGCCUUCCUCCUGCCCCUGGCAGAAGAGACCCACAGCUGCACACUGGCCAACAACUUCGCUCGCUCCUUCAAGCUGAUGCUGAGAUACGAGGGCCCACCUCCAACGUAACUUCUUGGCAUGGCACGAGGUGACUGGUGGAAGUGCAGACUCUUUGUUUUUAAUUGCAGCUAUUGUAGAUUGUAGGGCUUCUAACACAGCCAUCCUAUCAACUGGAUAGAUCACAUAAUUGCAACAUGACAUUAAUCCACUUUAAUCAGGUAUUUGAGCAAAAUUAAUAUUUUUACAAUUUUUUUACUAUUGUAUUUGUAAUAUGUAUAUAGAGAUUGUGUAUGUAUGUACAUAUAUAUAUAUAUAUAUAUAUAAAAAAAUAUGCAUAUCUGUGGUCAAACUAACAACCACCAUCCACUCAUCCACUGUUUAAGGAUAAUUCUGCAAUGUUUCUGCUAUCUUUCAGCAAGCAGUACUGAAGGAUGGCGUUGUUGUGGGAUUUUCUGGGUGAUUUUUAUCAGAUUCUUGUUUGAACCGAAGUCAGAGCAAGUAUGACAACAUAUGGUCAUGCACCAGAGUGUAAACUGGAGAGCAGGCACAGCAGAAUCAUGUUUGAGUAGAGUGGUUGACAUUCCACUCAAGGAAGAUUUGGACCAUUCUCUUUGAAAUCUUGAGCUGCUUUUUCAGUAUCUGGAUACAGGGAUUGCAGAAGCUAAUAGAAAUGUUUCUACUGACUUCAGUAGGAGUGGGGGUGGACCUCCUCUUGUUCUUAUUUUUUACCAGAUUUCUUUUCCAAUUACUGUAUUCUCCAGCCCACCUGAAUCAGGAGAGGUGGAAUACAGUAGGAAGAAAGCUAGAAAAAAAAAGAAUAUAUUUUUUUAGCAUCUCUCUAGCAGGAGAACUUUUAAAAUCAGUUCAUAAUUUUCUGAACAAAAUUGUGAGCACUGAACAAAACCUUGUAUCACCAAUCUUGUCUAUAAAAAAGAGUGGGUUUUUUGUUAGGUUUUUUGUGUUUGUGGGGUUUUAUGAUUUGGUUUGUUGGGUUUUUUUACUUUAUAAAGGGGCAUUUGGUAACGGAUCAUAAAGCCUGAACACUGGGAUGCAGCCUGGUUCAGUGUCAGUAAAGCAAAAGUUGGAAGUACUUUAAUAAUACCACCCUGGAAACAAGAUUCCUAUCUAGGAUGCUUUUAUAUUAAUGGUUUAUUGAAAUUAUGUACACUGAUUGUAUCAAAGACAGUCAAACAUGUAGUAUAAAAUUAUGGCAACUUGUCAUUUAUUUACCUAACCCUAUGCCUGAGUUAUCAAAUUUUUGAAUGUACAUUUAAACAUUGCCUUUUAAUAUAAAAGCAAUUCUCACUUCAGAGUGAUGAAGCCAUUCUUAGUGGUGUUUUACAUAAUUGAUUCCUGAGAGAAAAGGUAAUUUCUAAAAAAUUUGUGCCAUUUCUGAGAGCUAUCCCUUACUGUCUUAUGUUUUUGGCUACAGUAGUAAUCAUGAAAAAAAUUUAACAGAAGGAACAGUUACUUUCCCUCUCCAGGCUAUGUUGCAGGAGGAACUUCUCUUCUGCAUAUCAGUAUGAGGUAUUUGGUGUUUUCUUCCUAAUAAGGUCUAAAAUAAUAAAGUAGCUGAGAGACUGAAGGAGGAAGUCACUUAUUUAACAAAAUCAUUAAAGUUCUGUUAAAGAAGCAAACUUAUGUAGAAUGGGGAGGCAUAACAGCACAGAGCUCAAUUUAGGCACAGGAUUAGGAAAACAGGCAGUGUGAAAGAGGAGCAGCUCAACAUAGAGAGGAGAGGUGUCCAUCAAUUUGUAAAACCUUACAAAGGGAGUCACAAUUAACACAGACGACAAGAGUACAGGCUCUACAGAGGAAAAAAUCUCAGAAUCUUUUUGGUUCCCCCUCCCUGCUACAGUAUUGGUUCUAUUGCAUAUUAAACAGCUUUUCUUCAGUUUUCAAGGUUUAAAAUGGGUUGAGAAACAGGGCUUCUACCAGUGUUCUGAGGAGACACUUCCACCACCAGGAUUCUGUCAUUGUGUUCCUAAUAAUCCUUCUGACUACACUGGGUUUGCUAGCGUUGGAUUAAAAUGUCAAAAUUCUGUAAGGUGUAAAGAAGAGUGGAAGUUAAAGGGGAGACAGCAGGGAUGAUGAAGGGAUCUGUCAAAGUGCAAGGGGAGCACGAGCAGGAGCUGAGCUGGUGUGGGUUAAAAACCUGACUGUCAGGAGGCAGUAGAAGAGCUCUCAGAGCAGGCAGAAGGGACUGGAAGCAGAAAGGUGAGCAGAGUCCAUGUGUGCUGAGCAGUAAGACAUUCCAGUGGGGGAAGCGAAGGAAGGCCUGUGAUUUCUUUCAUGAGGGAGCUAGAUGGAGAGGGUGAGAGGGGCUAGAAUUUGGCAGAGAAUGGGACAAAUUAAUUCCUUCUUUGCAACCAUUCUUUCUGGGGGCAGAGGACAUACCUUCUCUUCUCCUGAUUAACUGUGUAAGUGCCAUGCACAUUCCCCUAAAAAUUGCUGCCAGCCCUGGGGAAAGAAACCCCUGUGGCUGCCCAGCAAGGAGUUAAUCAUCACACACAUCUCCAUCUCAAAUUAAAUCUUCCUUUAAAAAAGAAGUGUGGGAGAAGAGGGGCAGUAACAAAUCCUGCUCUGUGUGGUUGUGGAUGUGUGUAGGUGUGCACACACCUUUCUGUGACAUAGCUACAUUGCAGUUCUCUGGGUUUUGCUGAGCUGUUCCAGGUGAUGAAUGUAAAAUACCAGUGAGAAAGUAAAAAUAAUGAGGAACAAUAAAGCUGCAAAUGGAAGUCAAUAGGGAGAUAAAAAAGCUUUUCUAUGAAAGCACAAAAUCUCACAUAGAUUUCUUUCUGCUGAGCCUUUCUGAUCUGGGUGGUUUGUAUAGGUUCACAAAUGCAUUUGACACCACGGGAGUGUGUAAAAGAAGUUUCUGGGAGAAAAAAUUUCUGCACAGAGGUUCUUAGGAGAACAACUGCAUCAUCACCUUGAUGUUUCAGUGUUGUGGCAGGUUUAAAAGAAACCAAAACAAACAACAUAAUUAGAAACACACUUUUGCUGCUGGGUUUGCAAUCAAUUUAUUCUGUAAGUCCCCUGUCUGUAAUAUUGGAAAGUUUUGCUUUAAAUCUCAGUCAAUCCAUUCUCAUUAACUUAAAUAAUCUGAAUAUCUCAUAGAAGUGAUGAAUAUUUCUACUUCUUUGCAAUGAAAACUAUCCAAAGCACUGGACUUCAAUGUUCCUAUCAGUGAAAACAAUUUAAGUCUUCCAUAAUGUCAUUUACCUCACCUGUCCAAGGCAGGUGUGGCAUUUUUCUGGCAAAGAAAGAAGUAAAAAAACCACAAAAGAACUUGAGAUGUAAAUGCAAAAUUAACUUUCUUUUUUAUUCUCUUGUGGGUUUUUUUUCUGAAAAGCUUGUGAUACUGAUUCCUGGAAGUGUGUGUAAAUAUUAAUCAAGUUAGUAAUUGGAAUAAUGAAAACAAACUGCCCAGGCCAGCUUCCAGGAAACUGUAUGAAGCUCAGAUUCCUCAAAACACAAACUAAAUCAUACUGUUUCCAAAUCAGUCCUUAAAAUCUUGAGCAUGGUUCCUCAUCUUUGCUCACAGAUGAUUUGGUGGUUAUAUGCUCACUUUUGUGCCUAUAAAGUCCCCAGCUCAUACAUCUCUGACAUCCAGAUGUAACUGAGAUGUGUUACAGCUCAGGUUCAGACUGGGGCCACUGCCUUAAGCCUUCCCUUGCCAAAAUCUGGGAUGCACAGAACCUAGGAUGUGUCUGCAGCUGAGGACUUGCACCAUUUUGCCCCAGUCCAGAUGCAGCCACUGUCAAAGCGUGCUAAAACCCUCUAAAAUAUAUUGAAUAUGUUUGAGGCUGUGAAUUGUUUGUCCACCUGGCCUGUGCUCCAUGCAGACACUCAGGCUGUUCACAGCUCUCUGUCCGAGCUCUUGCCUGCUCUCUUGGACCAGGAGCUGGUUGACCACAUUAAUGACCCUGCAGUGCUGAAGGCAAAAUCCUGCACUCCAUUGCCCACACAUUACAGUAAGACAUUGCCCAAAGGCACACUUCAAACCCAACCUUUGGCAUGAAAGCAAGCCUCAUUUGUAAACUGUAAUUGAUUUUGAAGCCUGAUGCUUUCCAGAGAAUUUUCCAUGACAGCAAUACGUUGAGGUAGAAAAUUGCUGUUGUGCCCCGUGUCUAUUAACAGCCCUUCUCUGAUUCCAGCCAGCAAUUUAAAUGGUAUUAAAUAUUACUUAUAUGUGCCCUCUCCAGAAAUCUGUUAUGAAAAACAUGUUCAGUUCUAAGUACAUACAUUAAAAAUGUUGUAUUCCUCUGCUAGCACUGGAUCUCCAGAGCAGUCAUGAUUUCUACCAAGUGCUACUUUAUUUGUACUGACCGAGAUGCUUAAAAACUGAAAUAUUUGAGGCUGUAAGUAAAGCUACUAGGCUAACUAAUAAAACCACCUAGUGAUCACUGAAUAAUUUGGAGAGCUUUUAGAAUGGCUUUAUGCUUCUCCUUAAUCCCUUUUGUUGGAGUAGUUGUAGAUCUCGGAGAGAAGAAAUGUCUCCAAAAAAUGGCCAUUGCUAGAUAAGACAAGUGGUGAUCUCUGCACAUCAGAAGAAAUAGUAUUUUCCCUUUACUUGCUCUAGACCUCAGGAGUUUGCUACAUCUGAUCUCCUCUUCAAUAUUAAAUAGAGAAUGUUUUACUUUGAUGUGUGUGCAUACACAUCUCAUUAGCACUAAAGAGAUUUGAAGAGUGAGUUCAUGUACAAUAAUUUUUUUAACUUGUGUCGACAAGAGAGUACAUUGUCCUCUUUUUUUCAGGAAAAAAACCCAAAACUGCUGUGCAACAGGGAUUCCCAGAGCAAACAAAGCCUUUUGGAAUAACUAAAGAUUACAGACUGAAAUGAAAUUAUCCACCAUAGGAAACUGGAAAAAUAGUUUUGCCUUUCAAGAAAGGCUGGUAUAAAACCCCCAAUAAACAUGUCUUUGCCAGGCAUCAUAGAUGUCUUUCAAGUCAUAGGUUGUGUACCCAGCUGGCUGUAAGAGCUGCUUUUGGAGAUUUUAGUACCCCUUGGACAGUAUCAUUUGCUAGUCUGCUGCUGAAAACACGUUUGCCCAGAGAACCUAUAUCAGCUUCUUCCAGAAUUGCUGGGGGCUGUUGAGGAUAUUCUUAGCAGUUCCCAGAUCAUUGACCUGCUCUGAGCCAUUACAAGUUUAUUGCAUUAAUUUAUCUGUCAGCUGUUGACAACUCUCAGAAACCAGUUUAUUAAAAUACUGAAGAUAAUAUUUCUGGUGCAGACAACAUGAUUCAUUGAGAAACCAGUCUUAUUACUUUUGCCAUAUUUAAAAAAGAUAUCUAUUGGUUAUACUGGAAUAUAAACAGGUUAGUUGUACGUGUUGGGUAACUGCAGCAUGUUUUAGGCACAAGGCAUUUUGACUUGUACAUGUCUUUCUAAGAAUUAUGGGAUCAUGUUGCACUUGUUAAAUGGCAAAACAAACAAAACAAAGAUUCUUGCAUUAAAGAAAAAACCAAAACAAAACAACAAAGCAGGCUGGAAUAAUCUGUCAUACAGUUGGAUUUUUUUUUCUCUCUUUUCUAUCCAAUUUAAAAUAUGAAUAUGUGUCUUCUAGAGAGGUGUCGUUCGAUCUGGAAAACAAGGAAUAUAUAUCAGGAAUAUGCCAGUUCAAACUGUAGCCUAAAUGGCACUCCUGUUCCCUAACCUGCUUCAGCAACUGCCAGAUUUUACCUCAUUGUACCUGUGAGAUAACAACCCUUCUCCUAGUCAAGUGUGGGUAAGGUGAAACUGCACAGCUUAAGGUGCAGCAUCCCAGCGGAAGCAGCAGGAGACAUUAGGGCCUCAAAAGGCAGCCUGAUAUCUCGGUGCAAGAGGGGAGCAUGUAGGUCUGGCAUUAUGAGAGCAGUCCAGGACUAAUGACACAGGAACAAGGGCUUGCCAUCCUGCUCUGCCAGACAAAAUUUUGACAGCGGCCAUCAGCACUGUUCAGUUUCAUGUCCCUGACUGUGGAAGGAGGCUCCCCUCGGGGUGAUUCACUCAAGCUGGGAUUUGAACCCUGGAAGUGGUUUGGGUUUUUUUUCUUUUAAUUAAAUACAGAAGAAACUGCUAAAUUAAAACUGCUCAGUGACAGGUUAAUGGUAGGUGGUGGGUGCUGAUGCUCCAGGAAAAGAUACAGGAAAUGCUAUCAUAGAUAGAAAGCCAGUUAUGAUGGUCUCUGUUCAAUCCUCAGGAGGCAGAAAUGCAAUGUAGAACUGAAGUGGGAGUUUUUCUGUUCCUUUUCAAGUAAAUGUCAGGUGUUGUCUUUAGUCUUCUGGAUUUUGAGGGUGAGCCUAUUCAGGGCCUUACUGAAGGCUAGUGGCUUUAUGGCUUCAGAGCCAUCAGCAAGUUCCACAAUAUUCCAAGUUGUGUGAAAAAGGUAUUCCCCUGAACUGAUUUUGGAUUAGAAAUUUUUUGUUUGGGGAGUGUGGAUGGUUUGAUUUUCCUUCUUUUGGCCACUUUGUGUUAAAUCUAAGGAAGCAGAAAGACCAGCACUACUCUUUCCAGGCCACGUUUUGUCUUUCCUUCUUUUACGAGAGCAGAGGAGAUUUGGCUUUAUUUCCUUUCCAAAGUAAAUUAUCCCAGUCUUUUAUUCUUAUUUUCCUGUUGCAGUUCUUCCACAGCCUAGGUGAUUCCUAUCACCUUAAGUAUUUCCAGUGUCAGUUCUUCGUCAAUACCUAGAGCAAAAAAUCUGGUCCAGUUUCAGUAAGUUUAAAAUUCAGUAAUUUCUUCCCCCAUUGCAGUUCCUCCUGCAGAUGCUCUGUCUGUUUCUGCUGUCCCCUGUGUCAAACCAACCUUCAUCACUAUCUGGGGGGACUCCAGUCCUGGCCAGCCAUUUCUUCCAUCUCCUGGCCAUGUCCUGCCCUCAUCUGCCUUCAGUUUUGGCUCAGAGACUGCCCUUAAUAUUCACAUCCACAGACAGGAAUGUGAGGGUGUCACUUAACAAACAAUUAUUAAUAAUGAAAGCCUCGCCAUUAGCAUUGUUCAUAGCCUGCCCAGAGCCUUUUUCUUUUCUCCUCUCUAAGCAGGUUUUGAUGUGUAAUCCAAUUACCGUGUGCAGAAAAUUGCCCCUCAGUCAGUGCAGAGGGCUGGUGGUUCAGCUGCAGCUCUGUUAUCCUCGCAUUGUCACCACUGGGGUAAGAGCUCCCAGGUGCUGCUCAGCCAGGGUCUGUGCCCUUGAGCUGCCAGGAGUGUUCCACUGUCAUUGUUAUACACCCUAAAUAAGCCAGAACCCUUUUUUCUGACCUGGGGAAAAAUAAAAAAAAAAGAAAGAAAGAAAACUAAAAUGAUUGCUUUUAACAAACUGAUUUCACAACUCAUUUAUCAAGCCCUAUAGCAAGCCAUUUAUUUUAGCUCCUUUUUGCUCCAUGAAAAGCUGUGUGUUAAAAGGGAGAGGUGAGUUUGGAGAGCAGUGCCACUGCCCUGAGCAGCUCUUUGCUAGGAGGCCUUCUGCUGGAACUCAGGGGUAGGAGCUGUUAUUUCUCCUGAAGUCACUCCCACCUUCAAAAUCAAAUUAUUUCUAUUGUCAAGUCUAAUAAGCAUUGAACACCACAGACUUUGUUUCACUUCAGAUAUGAAUGAAUGCCUCUGUAUGGUACUUUCCGUUGCCAUGAAAUAUAUGUGUAUGUAUAUAUAUAUGUGUGUGUGUGUAUAUAUAUAUGUAAUGGGGAGCAUAAUUAUUGUUCUACUUAAAGAAAGGUGGCAUUCCACUUCAAUGUAACUUUCAAGUGCAGCUUUUAAGAGAAACCGUGUCUUACAGGGAAGCUGGAAGAGUUUAGAGGUACAUGUUUUAAUGAGCUUUAAUGAGAUUUAAUAAGCUUUGAGUUUGGGUUUCAGUCUUUAGGGCAAAAAGCACCCAAGAUGAUUUUUCCAUCACAUUCCGAGAUCAAACCCUGUAAGAAUUUAACCUAGGAGGCAUUGCUUGAGCACUGGCUGUUCCUGAAGGUAUGUGGAUGUUGCAUAUCCUAAGUGUGUGUCUGUCCUCAAACACCAGCCUCCAUUUUGUACAUGGGCUUGGCUGGAAGGCAAAAGACACACCUUUGUCUUGCUCCAAGACCCUGAUGGUAAUUUUUGCCUCAGUAGAUGUUUUCCUUUUGAUCAGUGUGACUCUUUCCAUUUUUUUUUUCUGUUUUGAUUUGUGUUAACUGAGUUUAUUGGGUGAUUCCAGGAGGGCACACUGCAUCUGCCCAGCCUCAGAGCUUCCCUUCCAGCACCACACCUUCUUCUCAUUUGUUUACUCGACUGUACUGGACCACUGUGAAGCAAUUACACAAGCAAUAAUGUGGGUGUUGCAUUUUUCUGUCACUGCCUUUCGUAAGACAUAACUCUCCAUUGACACUGAAAAGUGGUAGGAGGCCCAGAAGCUGCACUGUUGUUUACUGGCAAUAUAACCCAUGUCCAGUGUUCCUACAGAGGACCUGUCCUCACUCCUCAGAGCAGUGGGCUGUCUCGAGCCCAAUUUAAUUCACAAGCAUGGAUUUUAAAUAGUUUUGGAUCCCUUCACCAACACUCCAUCAAUCUUGCUUCCAUUAGUUUUUGUGCUUUUGUUUAGUUUCAAGCUAGAAGAAAGUUUAAAGAAAUGUGCUAAGACUCCCAUAUAGGGUGAAUAAAUAUCCCAUAUAUUUCACAAACAUUGCAACAAAAUGAAGGGAUUUGCUCUCACAUUGAACAGAAUUAAUAAGAAGUUCUAACUGAUAAAUUAAAUAGUUAUUAAGAACAGCCUGGAGCAAAGUUUCUGCAAUCAAACUAUGCUCUGCUUUUAAUUUAAAAAUCAGCAAAUACUGAGGUACAUUUUGCCACCUUCUUUUAGAAGUGACCUGAAACUAAAAUGUGUAUUCUCCUUAACAGGAGGUUUAUUGAUGUAAAUCUAAAUUUCAUCAGCAUGUCCCAUGUUAGAUCACCCGCCUCUGGGCACAGGGAAAACCAAAGGCUGUUCACAAGAGAAACUCAUGUUAUGAAUGGUUUUAAAGUUCUUCAGAGCUCUUAUCCACUUCUGAAUGUCAGUAAUGGGGAGGAUCAGAAACCUUCCUGUGAACCCUGUCAUUUUGCAUGUUGAAAUCCUGGCUUGAAUUCAGGUCUCCACCUCAGCUUCUUGUAAAUGUUAAUAUUCAAGUAGAACAAAAACCUUAGAGGCAAUUACAGCAUGAACAUCUCUUCUUGUUUAUGUAUAGUAGCUGAUAGCAAAGUCUGCAAUAAUAAUCUGGGUUUAUACAUGUGCUGUUCAAUGUAACAGUUGGGUACAAAAUGCCUUUUAACUGUCACAAGAAAAUAACUGGAUUGAUGUCAUUUUUUGCUUGUAUGAAUAUAAUUAUUUGCCUUGCGGGGACCAGUUCCACUUUUGUCAUGUUAUUUAUGAUUUUUAAAUACAAUUGUGAUAAAUUAGGCUCGUUUCUAAGGUAAACAAUACUGGAGCCAAGCAGCUGUCUCUGUACAUGUGCAUGUUAUCAUAGCUGAUAUCAAGUCCAAGUCAGACUCCUUGUCUUGCUUGGACCUUUCUUUAACCUUUCAGGCUUAUUCAGGGAAAUGUAGACCUCUCUAUUUUCUUAUUAAAGAUAUGGCUUUGUGAAAAGCUGAACUUAUUUUUUAAAUCCUUUCUUUUCUGGUUCAGAAAGACUGUAACAAUCAUAUUUUUCUAAACUGCCUAUUGCUUGUGUUGGGAAAUUAUAUAGAAAUAUAUAUUUUGCUCUACAGAUUUCCAUGUACUUUUGGAAUGCUUUGUUUUCAUAGAUAAAUCCUUCUAUUUGCUAGAAUUAGCUCAAAAAGCUGUAAGCUUCUGUAUACUGACUCUGUGAAAUUCUAUAAAAAUGCAACUGCAUAAGAAGACUGACUUUGUUUUUUAUGUAAAUCGUUAGAGUAAGUCAUCCUUAGUGUUAUGCCACGCAAGAUGUACAGAAAGAAACCAGGUCAUUGUUUUGAAAGGCUGGACAGCGUUAUGUCACACUUCCUAAAAAGUCCCAACUGAAAGUCAGGAGAGUUUUGCUAGAAAUGGUACCAUUUUGGGCCCUGAGUCUGUAGUUUUUCCACACUGUUUAGAACCUUAUUUCAAAUUAGUCCCAUGAAACUUCGUGGGAAAUAUGAAAAAUAAGAACCUGUGGUGUGUGAAUAGCUAUGAUAGAAUAAGGACCUUUUCUAAUGAAGAACAGGGCCUUUUAAGUAGUUAAGAGGCUAUGUUUUGAGUACUUCAGGACAACUUUUUGUGUUCUUUUCUGAGCUGUGGACUCCUCCUGUGUGUUGUGGAUUUAUUCCAUAGCUGAAAUGCCAGAUUAAAUUGAUUGAAGCCCAAUGAGCAGAUGAACAUAAUAGAAAGCUGCAGUGAAAUAUUGCAGAAAAUGGCCUGAUUUCAUUCCUCAGAGCAAUAGUUAAAGUAACUCACAGGCUUGGCUUCUUUGCACCUGUGAAGCAGAGGCCCCUGUUUUGUACCUCAGCUGUGGUGUAACAUGGAAGGAUUUCUGCUCUCUGCUUGGAAAAUACUGUCUAUUCCUCAUUCUUGUCAAAGCAUAAUAUUUUCUCAAGUAAAAAAAUCUGAUUCUUCAAGACUUGUCCGGAAGUUAAGGGGCAGCUGGAACCUUCUGUGAUCCAGCCAUGUUAUUCCAAAAGUUUAUCCCUCGAUGACAAAUAAAAUAUGAUGUGACUUUGCUGUUUGCAAGUAGGAUCAAGAGACUGGAAAUUCAUCACCCCAAGCCCUUGCCUUGUGACUGUUCUGUGAUGCUCCACUGUUACCAAUGAACUGUGUUGAAUCAGAUCAUGAAAUCAGAAUAUUUUAUUGCAUGUGUCCUUUUUUGAAAUGAAAAUAUAGUUGUAUUUGAUGUUGCAGUUAUAAUGCAAUAAAUAAACACGUGCAUUUCUUUUUAA
Corvus hawaiiensis (hawaiian crow) is the source of this 14069-nucleotide messenger RNA. RefSeq names its product spectrin repeat containing nuclear envelope family member 3 (gene SYNE3). Gene Ontology annotation, biological process: nuclear migration. The transcript has 18 exons. Bases 314 to 3295 code for a protein of 993 amino acids. The record is from RefSeq and is a predicted model, not a curated record. Gene Ontology annotation, molecular function: actin filament binding. Gene Ontology annotation, cellular component: meiotic nuclear membrane microtubule tethering complex; cytoplasm; nuclear outer membrane. NCBI's taxonomy places the organism in Eukaryota, Metazoa, Chordata, Aves, Passeriformes, Corvidae.